Molecule: messenger RNA, 1094 nt
Organism: Caenorhabditis elegans
Lineage: Eukaryota; Metazoa; Nematoda; Chromadorea; Rhabditida; Rhabditidae
Gene: col-17
Product: COLlagen
Molecular function (GO): structural constituent of cuticle
Source: RefSeq, marked reviewed
AGAUGGAGGAGAAGCAGAAACUUGUCGAAGUCGAGACCGUGAAGAAAUUCGCGUUCUUCGGAAUCGCAGUCUCCACUGUUGCCACUUUGACAGCUAUCGUUGCAGUCCCAAUGCUUUGCAUGUACAUGCAAAACGUUCAAUCCGGACUUCAAGAUGAGAUCAAUUUCUGCCGUACUCGUUCCGACUCUCUUCGUGGAGAAUACACCAAGCUCGAUCAAUUCCGUAAAACUGAGAGCCGUGAGAAGCGUCAAACCUACCAAUGCUGCUCUUGUGGAAUCGGACCAGCUGGAUCCGUUGGAAACCCAGGACAAGACGGAGCCCCAGGAAAUGACGGAAGACCAGGAGCCCCAGGAGCUCCAGGACCAGAUGCUCCAAAUGAUCAUGUUCAACCAACCCCCGCCGAUUUCUGCUUCGAGUGCCCACCAGGACCAGCCGGAAACGCCGGAAACCCAGGACCAAAGGGACCACCAGGACAGCCAGGAGCACCAGGAGAGCAAGGACCAAAUGGACGCCCAGGAACCCCAGGAGCCCCAGGACCACAAGGACCACCAGGAACCCCAGGACAAGACGGAACUCCAGGACAACCAGGAGCCCCAGGACAAGUCCGCACCGUCCCAGCCCCACCAGGGAACCCAGGACAGCCAGGAGAGCCAGGAGCCCAAGGACCACCAGGACCAGACGGACACCCAGGAAGCGCUGGACCACAAGGACCACCAGGACCACAAGGAGAUGCUGGACAAGACGGAGCUCCAGGAAACCCAGGAGCCCCAGGAGAGACCGGAGAGCCAGGAAAGGACGGAUCCAAGGGAUCUUGCGAUCACUGCCCACCACCAAGAACUGCUCCAGGAUAUUAAGCGCAACUUCUCCAAAAGUUUGCUUCUUAUUUUGGGUACGAGUAUCAAUGACAUCUAUCACUUCAUUCUUCCUCUUCUUGUCAUCCGACAAACCAUCUCAGACACCUCGCAUAACCUCCCUAAUUUAUUUUGAAUUCUUCUUCUUCCCUUUUUUGUCAAAAUCUUAUUUUUGUUCUGACCGACCGUUUGUCCGUACAGGGUAUACGUGAGCUUAACAGUGUAAAUAAACGAUUGAUUAUU